AUGACUAAUGUUGGAACAAUUUAUGCAACAUCUGAGAAUACGAUUUCAACCCCUCCACUUACAGUCUCUAGUGAAAUGCCACCUCCUCACACUAAGAAACGAAAGAAUCAUUCAGAGGCUUGGAAUCAUUUCAUUGUAUCGUCGAAAAAAGAACAAAAAGCUUCGUGCAAAUACUAUGACACAAAAAUUAAGUAUAGUAACAUAACUCUUGGAAUCAUUUCAUUGUAUCGUCGAAAGAAGAACAAAAAGCUUCGUGCAAAUAUUAUGACACAAAAAUUAAGUAUAGUAACAGAACUAGUUCCAUGCAUGCUCAUUUAUCGAGAUGCCUCGUUUACAAGAGGCAAAGGACAUCGUCUUUUAUGA
Molecule: messenger RNA, 363 nt
Organism: Lathyrus sativus (Indian pea)
Lineage: Eukaryota; Viridiplantae; Streptophyta; Magnoliopsida; Fabales; Fabaceae
Source: the annotation of a GenBank genome assembly